This is a messenger RNA of Astrephomene gubernaculifera, 1348 nucleotides long. Lineage: Eukaryota; Viridiplantae; Chlorophyta; Chlorophyceae; Chlamydomonadales; Astrephomenaceae. The record is from the annotation of a GenBank genome assembly.
CGUUACUCGGGCAGUCCGUACAAAGUGGUGGCGAUGUUAACGGAUUCUAUCGAAAGCAUAGAUGUGCUCUCAGCUCCUCAGGUUGUAAAGUGUCCCCUCGGAACCUAGGUAGACACACACCGCAACGUCACACAGCGCUCGAUUUGCUGAGCAGUCGCUACUCAUAAUGGCCGCUCGCAAGCCCAUCAUUGGUGUUAUGGGCCCUGGGAGGACGGAGGUGCACACGGAACCCGUCGAUAAGCACGUUGAGCUGGCGCUGGAGCUUGGCAAGCAAAUCGCGGCACAUGGAUGGCUUCUGUUGACCGGAGGCAGGAACAUUGGCGUCAUGGAUGCGGCUUGUCGUGGCGCAAAGAGCGCUGGAGGCACCACAAUUGGCAUCCUGCCCGGCCCCGACGCGAUGGACAUCAGCGACGCUGUGGACAUUCCCAUUCUCACGGGUCUUGGCUCCGCGCGCGACAACAUCAACGCGCUCUCUGCCUCCGUGCUGGUGGCCGUGGGCAUGGGCCCCGGUACCGCAGCUGAGGUGGCUCUGGCGCUCAAGGCGCGCAAACCUGUCGUACUGCUGGCGACCAACCCCGAGGCUGAGAAGUUCUUCUCGGGUCUGGCUCCCGGUCUGCUGCACGUGGCGGGUGACGUGGAGGGCGCGGUGACGCACGUGAAGGGGCUGCUGGCGGCGCAGCAGGGGGGGGCGGCGGGGGGCGCGGAGCAGCAGCAGCAGUAGUAAUAGCGGCAGUUGCAGGAGGAGCAGGAGGAAGGUAAAGCGUAAGUACUGCUUAGUAGGUUGUAGGAGUGGCUUGAUGAAGGCAAGGCGUUAGUAGGCAAUCUCAUGAGGAUAGGGAGUUGAAGGAAGGCGUGUUGUGCUGUUGGGUCCGAACGCUGAAGUGUUGUCGUAUAACUGUACGCGUGGAGGGAAGGGCGUUGGGUGCUUUGAGGACUUGAGGUGUUGCAGCCAAACAGACCUGUAGAGUUAUUGUCGCGUGACCGUCGGAAGUUAAAUAGCUCGCACGUUGAAGUUCGGAAGGAUAUUGUUUCAUCGAACAUUGCAGCUGCAUGGGUUGUGGCAUGUCGCAAGAGGCUGUUGCUUUGGAUUCCAGUUGGGUUAUGGGUUCGGGGUAGGAGUCAAAUGUUAUCUGUGCGUGUUUGUUUCAGCAAGCAUCCGGCAGGUGGCUUCAAUGCACGACGGCUAGUGCUGAUGAUUACUUCUUAGCAUGGGACGCUGACGCCGGCAUGUCGGUCAGUAAACGCACCUGCCAUUAGCCCAUGAAUGGAAGAAGGGAUACCGGAACAUGAGGGCAUAGCUUAUGCCGUUCGCAUGGAAGCCAGUCGAUAUUGUCAUAACAGAAGGUAG